Molecule: messenger RNA, 1662 nt
Organism: Caenorhabditis bovis
Lineage: Eukaryota; Metazoa; Nematoda; Chromadorea; Rhabditida; Rhabditidae
Source: the annotation of a GenBank genome assembly
AUGCGAACUCUACUUUUAUUCAUCGCCUUGAUCAAUGCGGUCACUUCUAUUAAUAUUCUCAUAUAUCUAAUUGGAACAAAUCAGUUCGAGCGGAAUAGUCUUGAGUUUCUUGCGCAACAGUUGGCUCUUAGGCAUCACAAUGUGAUAACAAUUAAGCCAAUUUUGAUCCCAGAGGAGCCACGAUUGGUGAAGCCAAAGUUGCAUUUGGUUAGGGAAAAGGUUAUCAAAAAUGUUCUUUCGAAGGAAAUUUACCAGUCAUUAGAGGUUGCGAUUCCUAAUGUGGCUUGGAAGAAGAAUUAUGACGCCGAUUCCUAUUUGAACGCUUAUUAUAAAUCACAUAAUGCAAGUUGUUAUAAGCUGCUGAACUCCAAUCUUAUCGAUUCUUUGAAAAAAGAGUCAAUUGAUCUAUCAAUUGUGUAUUCCGGAAACCCCUGUCUUCUUGCUAUUAAUCAUCUCGUUGCUAUUCCAACAAUCUAUUAUGACACCGAAGGAUUUACCGAUGAAACCGUCAUUGCUUCAGCAACACCAAUCAAUUUACGAAUUCCGCCAACAAGUUGUGCAAUUCCUGAGACUUCAGAUUGUCAAUUGUGUAGCAUGUAUCGUUCGGCAUUUUGUUACACCCAGGAGAUGAUUGCUCAGAUGGGACUCCCGGUUAUUUCUUCAUUGGUUUCUAGAAGAUAUGCUAAAAUUGACGAGCCAAUUACUUCAAUGUUUGCUAAUGAUUAUACUAUCAAGAAAACUAAAAAGCAUUUUCCAAAUGUGAACAUCUUGAAACAUCAAAGUGUUGCAUUCUUUGUGAAUUCUGAUCCGCUUCUUGAACCUCCACGCGCCAUCCCUCCAAAUGUUAUUCAUGUCGGCGGAAUGCACAUCGACCAUCCGAAACCACUUUUCUCACCAUGGAACACAACUAUCGAACGCGCCGAGAAAGGAAUGAUUAUUGUGACAUUUGGAACACAGGCAGAUAGUAGCAAAAUGAGUUCAUCACAAGCCAAGGCAGUCCUCGGAGCUCUUUCUAAGCUCACUGACUAUCGAAUUUAUUGGAGAGUUGGACCAAACAUGAAAGUCGAUGGAAUCGAUGAAGAAAAAGUUCCGUCUCAUAUCAAUUUGACAACUUAUAUUCCACAAAAUGAUCUUCUUGCCCACAAAGCAUGCAAGCUUCUCGUAACAAAUGGUGGAAUGUCAUCUAUCAUGGAAGCAGUAGCACACGGAGUUCCAAUUGUAGGAGUCCCACUAUACGGAAGUAAUAGAGCAAAUCUGGCAAAGGUUGCAGCAAAGAGUCUUGGAGUAAUUGUUGAGAAGUAUCAACUGUCUGAAUCUUCGCUUCUUGCUGCAAUGAAGAAAGUUCUGGAUACAGUGAAAUACAAAACUACUGCAAAGGAAAUGUCAAAGGAGUUCAAAUCCCGAGCCACAGGUCCUUUUGCCGCUGCUCUUCACACAAUUGAUCACAUUGGACGGCAUCUUUCGUUCGCGUUUUUCCAACCACCCUACAUUCCAAUUUGGCAACGAACUGAUUUUAUUGCGUGCAUAAUUUUCCUUAUUCUCCCAAUCUUAAUUAUUUUCAAAUCGUUCACUUUCUGGUCAUCUGUCCUCUUUUCACGUAAGACCGCUUCGGAUAGAAGUGAAAAAGGUGAUAAGAAACACGAAUCAAAGAAAAACAGGUAA